Messenger RNA from Salvia splendens (bonfire salvia), 1375 nucleotides. Its product is annotated as protein PHYTOCHROME KINASE SUBSTRATE 3-like. The transcript has a single exon. NCBI's taxonomy places the organism in Eukaryota, Viridiplantae, Streptophyta, Magnoliopsida, Lamiales, Lamiaceae. The record is from RefSeq and is a predicted model, not a curated record. The coding region runs from base 85 to 1251 and encodes 388 amino acids. Gene Ontology annotation, biological process: phototropism.
CUCUCUCACUCUAUUAACAUCUUUACAUUUAUUUUAUUUCGGAAGUGAGCUGAUAAUCUCCGUAUCAUUAUUCGAUACACAUCAAUGGAGACUCAAGACGGCAGCAACGGUAGCCUUCGCGUUGAUUCGUUCUCGUGCUACCUCGAUAAAGCCAAAGAGAGCCUCGUCCACCGCGUCUCCGCCCAAGACCACAACAACAUGACCAUCAAAUUCUCCGGCGGCGGCGGCCUCCGAGUCGACUCGUUCUCCCGCGCCUCGGACCACAACCUCCUCUUCCAAGUCCCCGCCCCCGUCCCGGACCCCACCGCCGCCUUCUCCUUCUCCCACCAAUCCGCCGAGAUCGGUGUCUUCGGCGCCGACCGCUACUUUAAUACUAUGAAGCUUCAAUACCCCACCACCGCCGCCGCCGCAGCCCCCCGCCGCGCCGCCACGACCUCGGGAUCGGGAUCGGAGUCGGAAUUGUCCGCCGCUACAACGUCGAACAGCCAAACCAAUCUCCUCCGAUCAAAUCAAUCGAUUCAAUUAAAGCAGAAGAAAGCCGCCGCCGCCUCCGCAGUUACCGCCGCUCGCCUCUUCACCGGAUUCAGCUGCAGAAGCCCCUGCUUCGGCAAUAAAUCCGUCCGAAUCAACGAAUUCGUCGUCUCUCCGGCGAAGAAUCAGCUAAUUGAGAAGAUCGAAGAGUCGCGGCGAUCGAUUGAAGUCUUCGGAUCGUCUCGCAAAAUUAGGGUUUCGAAAGGGCGAAAUGACGUGGCGACGAACAUGGAGCGGAAGCUGUCGAUGCUGACGUGGGACGCGAUUCCGGUGGGCGGGAGCAACAACCUCCCGACUUCAACCAUCGGAAGCAGCGGCGGCGGCGGCGGCGACGCGGAGAGCGACGGCAGCUCGGAUUUGUUCGAGAUCGAGGACGUUUCCGGAAGCAUCUACUCGGUUCUAGAAGGCGCGGACGCCGCCGCCGACAACGAGCCGAGCUGCGUAAUGAGCCCCGCCACGUCGCUGUACGCGCCGAGCGAGGCCUCCAUCCAGUGGAGCGUCGUCACCGCCAGUGCGGCCGAUUUCUCGUCCGCGCUGUCGGAGUUCAACGACGACAGCGUCAGCGUCGCCGCGGCGGCGGCGAAACCGAGGGCUAAUAGCAACCAAGGGCAGAAGAGUAGGCCUUCUCAUGGAUUGCUAGGGUGCAAGAGUGUUAAAGCUGUGGAUGUUGCUAAUGAGAAUGUGUGUGUUAAGGUUAAGAACAAAACCCUAAUUAAUUAAUCAAUCAAUCAACAAUCAUCAAUUUGUUGUUUAUGUAUGUGUGUGAGAGUAUAGUUUCAAUACUAUUAAGGGUUAAUUGUAUGUAAAUUUACAAAGUUUGAUCAAAUUAUGGUUUGUUCUGAAC